GCACGCUACACGUCGCCCCCUCCUACACAGCAGCAUUAUUCAACCCACCACUCUUGUUGAUAUGCAUGUCCUCCUCAAAAUCCAAAAGGCCAUUAGCGAACAACUACUGAUCCAUGAAUCAAAGCACCAAAUAACCCACCUAAGAUCUCGACAACAGCAACAACGUUAAAUAGUAGCAUCCGCCUAGAAACAAAACUACACUAUCGACAACAAUGGAAGAAAUUCACAUCAAAGAAACCAUUCCAAUUCGCCCUUCUACGCCCCCUUUCUCUCAAGACCAUACACUCCCUCUCUCCCACCUUGACACCGACCGCAACCUUAACGUCACAUUUCGCUACCUUCGUGUCUACGUUAACACCACCACCAGCAAUGGUGGCCAUCCUUUCAACGUCAUCGCGGCUGCGCUUUCCACUGCACUUGUUCACUACUACCCUCUUGCAGCCACUCUCCGCCGAGGCCAGGUGGAUGACCGUCUGGAGCUGUUUUGCUCUCGGGACCAUUUAGGUGUGCCUCUUAUCAAUGCAACUGUAAACUGCACGUUGGAAAAACUAAACUACCUCGAUGACUCGGACCCGGAUUUUCUGGACGGGUUAGUUCCUGACCCGGAUCAAGAUUAUGGGCUGGCUAACCCGUGUGUUCUCCAAGUCACGGUGUUUGAGUGUGGUGGAUGGACAUUAGGUGCUGCCAUACACCAUGGUUUGUGUGAUGGGCUUGGGGCAACCCAGUUUUUUAAUGUUAUGGCAGAGUUGGCACGUGGUGUGGGUCGGAUUUCAGCUAAUCCAGUUUGGGACCGGGCGAGCUUGUUGGGUCCGAGAGACCCGCCCCGAGCUGAGGGAGUGGUGAGGGAGUUUUUGGGGUUGGAGAAAGGGUCUGAGCCUUACGGUCAGGUGGUUGGUAAGGUUGUGAGGGAGUGCUUUCCUGUGAAGGAUGAGUGGUUGGAGAAGUUCAAGAAGGUGUUGUUUGAGAAGAGUGGCUCUAGCUUUACCACGUUUGAAGCCUUGGGUGCAUUCAUAUGGCGGGCAAAGGUUAAAGCCUCAGGGGUUCCAGGUGAUGAGAAUGUGAAGUUCGCCUAUUCAAUCAAUAUACGAAAACUAGUAAAGCCACCAUUACCUGCUGGCUAUUGGGGCAAUGGUUGUGUUCCGAUGUAUGCUCAACUCUGUGCCAGAGAGCUGAUGGAGCAACCAGUUUGGAAAACAGCUGAGCUGAUUAAAAAGAGCAAAAUCAAUGCAACCGAUGAGUACGUCCGCUCAUUCAUUGAUUUUCAAGAACUACAUUAUGGAGAUGGCAUUACAGCAGGAAACAGAGUGAGUGGGUUCACAGAUUGGAGGCACCUGGGACAUUCAACUGUUGAUUUUGGGUGGGGAGGUCCAGUCACUGUCUUGCCACUUUCAAGAAAACUACUCGGAAGUGUUGUGCCGUGCUUUUUCUUGCCUUAUUCUUCUGCAAACGCAGGCAAGAAGGAUGGGUUCAAGGUGCUGGUAACCUUGCAAGAAACACACAUGCCUGCCUUCAAGAAAGAGAUGGGGAAAUUUAGCAGCCAAGAUUUUGACUUGUCUUGAUUUACAUGCUAAAUCCCUUCAGCCAUUUCUAUAUCUGUAAGCAUGCCACCCUAGAGCUAAAUCUGCACUCCACAGGGAUUGCUAAAAUUGUGAUGACUCUUGGUCAGAAUAAGAGAAUUGGAUAAUGAACAGCUGGUCGUCUAAUAUUGUAUUGGUUCUUCAAAAUUUAUAUGUGAGACCAUAUAAAAUCUAUGGUUUAUAGUA
Molecule: messenger RNA, 1763 nt
Organism: Populus nigra (black poplar)
Lineage: Eukaryota; Viridiplantae; Streptophyta; Magnoliopsida; Malpighiales; Salicaceae
Product: spermidine sinapoyl-CoA acyltransferase
Exons: 2
Coding region: 213-1559 (448 amino acids)
Source: RefSeq, a predicted model, not a curated record